UGGUUGCGCGGCAUGAGAGUAAACCACCAUCUUGGAAUCCAAACAGUAAACAGUUUACACAGUUUACCUGCGUUUGGAACAGUGGAAGAGAAUAUGCGGGAAAGAGGUAUAAAACGGAAGGUGUGAAAGUCACGUAUCACAAAUAAAUUCGAGUCAGGCUCAAGAAUCUCAAUUGGAUCUAUGCACUCUUAAGAAGAUGGACCAAAGAAAGGAGACGAAUUCAUCGGAAUGUGUGAUAAAACUCGAAAUUGAAGAGAUAAAAUUAGAAAACAAUACUCUUGAUUUCAUAAUGCCAGAAAUUCUGCAAGAAAUCAAACCAGAAACAUUUCCCAUGGAUGUUUGUGAAUCGAAGAUAGAAAUACUCGAGCCAUCUGAUACUAAUCAUCAGUUUGAAGUGUCUAUGAAUGGGCAAAGUUUUGCUUCAUCACUUCAAUUUGAUGCUUCGGCACCGAAUCAAUCCAACCAAAAAAUUUCUUCCUCAUCUUUUGCAUCUGUUAACCAGUCUAAUUUUUAUGGAUCAGACACUAGUUGUAAACAAAAUAAUCAAGGAGGACAAGCCGUUCUACCUGAUAUUGAAAGCCAACCACCGAUUAAUCAAGGAUCCGAAAAUAAUGUUGAAGCAAAAGAAACUGAAGCUGACUCCCGAUCGGGUAAUUAUGUGUACAACAUUUUAAUGCAAUCUGGGGAAGGGAAAUUUCUGAUGAAAUGUUUCGAUUACGAGCAAGAUCCGAAACAUUACAAGCUGCUGUUAGAAAAGAAGAAAAAGACUUAUUUCAAUAUUCACGCGGUAGCCAGACUUAUCGUCUUUCAUGAAAUAAAUCGUACCUCAUCAUACACCAUAUCGCCUUCAAGAUUCGAAACACUCGCUGGCAUUGCGGCCAGCAUUUUUCCGGGAUAUAUGAAAGAACGAUUUUACAGUCGUAGCACAACGAAAGCUAACGCCAAUGGGGCUUUUCAGGCCUAUUAUAGUAAAUUGCGUGAAAAGGCUAUUGCUAUCGGUGAAACAAGACCUGCAGCAGCAUCUAGAAAAAGGAAAUUAAUCGAUGGCCAACAACAUUUUACCUCUGAUUUUGAAGAAUUGAAGAAAGUUGUUCCGAUAAUCGAUGAAGCUUAUAGAAGAAAAUGGAGGACGGCUACACAGGAAAAAAGAGAAUUUUUCGCGAAAUUCGAGAUAAAAACUAUAAUUGAGACUUUUCCGAACUUGAGGAAUCCAGCUGGAUAUUUGCUGAUUGGAGAAGAUUUUUCCGCUUUUUUCAACAAAUCUCCGAAUAUGUUUUCCGAAAAAUGGCCAGCAAUUGCACCAAAAAUUAUCACCUUGGCCAAAACAAAAACGAGUGACAAAGUUGUCAAAGAGAUUUUAAAAGUCAACAGCAAAUGUCUUUCUGAUAAAGAUCGAAGUCAUCUUUUGGCUCUGAUGUUGCUGCCAUAUUUGUUUAAUAAAAUUAUGAAACAAACCCAUCGUUCGAAAACGGGGCAAAAUUGGGCUCCUGAGAAGUCCCUUGUUUUGUCAACAUUCAUCUAUCAUCUGAAGGAAUCAAACAACCGGAUCGAAUCUUUUAAGAAGAUUCAAGACGAACUCCUGAAGAUCCAUGUCGAUCACAAUUUGACGGUUCAACCUUACAUCGUCAUUAAUGGACCAACCCUCGAUAGUAUCACGUCUUCUUACGUGGUCAUAGGCGAUAUCGUCUAUCAAGCUCCAACAAUUUUAGCAGCCGUGGACAUAUGUUUUCAAUCUAUCAAAGUUUUACACGAUAAAUUUUCCCAUGUCUCUCACCACAUUUGGCAAUUUUUGGAACGAGAAAUCUAUGGAUUCGACGUUCCAAAUAUUUACGCUUGCGUUGCCUCUCUAAUUGACAAGCUAAGAAAGUUUUAAAUUUUAGAAAACUUAACUUUUUUAAAAAAAUGUAGGGUCGCGACUUGACCGGGAAUUUCAUUGACCAGGAAAACUCGGAAAAUGACCGGGAAUUUACUUUUAAUUGCAGUAAAAUUCAGAUUUCUAUUAUUUUCAUAAUUUUGGUUAAUUCAGAAAACUGAUUUCUUUUUUAUCUAAACUCGCGGAGCAUUUUCAGGGUGGUUUUUGAGAACGAGAAAACUCGGGAAUUGACAGUGAUUUUUUUAUGUUAACAAUUUUGGAUAAAAAACAUUUUUAUUUAAUAAAUAAAUAAUUUUUUUUUAUUUUAUCUCUAAUUUAAGUAAUAAAAAGUGAAUAAAAAUGAUUUGACAAAACGAUGUUAAACCAGUUGAAAAUUUAAGAAUUUUCAGAUUUGAAAGUGUAACAUCUCAAGAGUACUCUGUUAAAAUUUUAGAACAAAAUUCGAAGCGGUUUCGCCGCGAGUUUUUAACUUAUCGAAAGAAAAAAAAGCGCCAUUUUCAAGCUAAUUUAAUUAUCUAGUCGAUAUACCUCUUUGUUUUUGUGAUAAAUUAUUAUUUAACCACUUAUUUGCAUAAACAAUCAAAUACAAAAUUUAGAAAUUUUUUUUUCUCUCAUUUUGUGAAAUAAUUUUUUCAUGCUUUGAAAAUAGGUAUAUGGACGAGAUAUUCAUCUUAAAAUAACAAAAAAAUCGAUUGAAAUGUUUCAGAGAAGCACAUGAAUGAUGGCGUUGCCCAUAAAAUCAGAGGGGGAAAAAAGUUGUCAACUUUCGCGUGUUAUGGCGGAUUUGUUUAUUAAAAUUUUGCAUUCAAAUUUUUUUUUUAUUGUGAUGAAAUUUCAGUAAAUAUCAGUUCAAAUUUGAGAUCAAAAUAGUGUGUAUUCAAUCUUUUAACCACUCAAUUUGAAAUUUUUAAAUUAAAAAACAUUAAUUAUUGAAUAUUUAGCAGUAUUUGAAUUUUUAUUUGAGACAAGUUAAUUGAAACCAAAUAUUUAAAAGUAA
Molecule: messenger RNA, 2870 nt
Organism: Belonocnema kinseyi
Lineage: Eukaryota; Metazoa; Arthropoda; Insecta; Hymenoptera; Cynipidae
Exons: 10
Coding region: 197-1873 (558 amino acids)
Source: RefSeq, a predicted model, not a curated record